This is a messenger RNA of Carassius auratus (goldfish), 392 nucleotides long. RefSeq names its product coagulation factor XIII A chain-like. The record is from RefSeq and is a predicted model, not a curated record. The coding region runs from base 120 to 392 and encodes 90 amino acids. Gene Ontology annotation, biological process: peptide cross-linking. The transcript is spliced from 4 exons. Gene Ontology annotation, molecular function: protein-glutamine gamma-glutamyltransferase activity. NCBI's taxonomy places the organism in Eukaryota, Metazoa, Chordata, Actinopteri, Cypriniformes, Cyprinidae.
UGUAAUGAAGGAGGAGUGUCAACACACACUUAAAUAAGAGCCACGAGCAUUCAUCAGAACACACACCAGACGUCUGUCACAGCUCCUGGACUCCAGCAACACACAGUCUGCUCGUAGAAAUGUCUCGAUUUAACCGCAGCACUACUGGAGUCCCCAGUGCCAGUGUUUCUGCAGCUGCGACUCCAGACACACUUCUGACGGUUCUCUCCGUCGACUUCCUGAAAUCCAAGGAUGGGCCGAACCGCCGCGAGCAUCACACAGACGCUUACUUCAGCGACAAGCUGAUCGUCCGCAGAGGACAGACCUUCCAGAUGUGGAUCGAGUUCUCCAGACCCUUCAACCCCAGAUCUGACAAUCUGCAGCUGCAGCUGAAGUUAGGUGCUCAGAAAUGA